AUGCCCUCGAACGAGCAGGGUCAACUCCACCUAAUAGUUGGCACAAACGUGAUAAUGUCAUCGAUGGCCUCCGAGAACGUGCCGGUGAUAUACAUACCGGAAGAGUUGCGUCAAACGGAUCGCAUUCAACGGCUGGUCAAACGGUUUGAGGACAAGUUUGGCGACAAACCGGUAUUCCUGGUACGAGUGCCCGGACGGGUGAACAUCAUAGGCGAGCACAUAGACUACGUGGGCUAUUCGGUGCUACCCAUGGCACUCAAACAGGACAUCGUGAUGGCCGUGUCGGUGAACAGCACCGGCCGUAUCGAGUUGACCAAUCUGGACCAGGAAAACUACCAUGAUGAAUCCAUAGACCCCACGGGGUUGGAGUUCCCGCAACCGCCCCAAUGGUAUCACUAUUUCCAGUGCGGUUAUCGCGGUAUUGUCGAUAGGUUUUGCAACGGUCAGCCACCCCUGGGUUUGAAUGUGGCCGUUCACGGCACGAUACCGGCCGGCUCGGGCCUGUCCAGCUCGUCGGCCAUGGUUUGUGCCGCCGCUUUCGCCACAAUCAUCGCCUUUCACCAGAAGACCAAUAUGCUAUCGAUUCCCAUCAAUAAGCUAGAGAUCACACAACUGUGCAUAAAGUCCGAGCGCUAUAUCGGCACCGACUCGGGCGGUAUGGAUCAGGCGAUCGCUCUGUUGGCCGAAGAG
Molecule: messenger RNA, 690 nt
Organism: Medioppia subpectinata
Lineage: Eukaryota; Metazoa; Arthropoda; Arachnida; Sarcoptiformes; Oppiidae
Source: the annotation of a GenBank genome assembly